This is a messenger RNA of Callithrix jacchus (white-tufted-ear marmoset), 5794 nucleotides long. The record is from RefSeq and is a predicted model, not a curated record. Lineage: Eukaryota; Metazoa; Chordata; Mammalia; Primates; Cebidae.
GGUUGGAUCCACUCCUUCCUACGGCGGCGGAUCCUCCCAGGAGAGAGCGCUGGCGACUGGGCGGCCGCGCGCGGCACCGGCAACCCCUCCCAGGGGUGGGGACAGCCACGCACGUUUUUCUGUCAGGAGCCGCUUGGCAAGAGCCCUGGCGCCGCUCGCACCGCGACCCGCUGUCGCUGUGCCUGGCAGCCGAGUCGAGUCCGCGGGCCCCGCGCGGGGAUGCCCGGGCCGAGGGCGGCGACGGCUCGCGGGCUGCGCGGCGAGGGCUCCUUGGCUCCCUCCUGCCCAGAGGAAGCAGCCCCGGCGCGAGGAGGACCGCGGGGACACCGCACAGACACUUGUUUGCAAGGCUCAGCGCCGGCGCGCGCGCGGCGCUCCGAGUGGAUCCGCCUCCUCCAGGCUGGGUGGGCGGCGGCCCCGCGCCUCACUCGCGGCUCCUCCUCCUGCUCCUCCUCCUCCUCUCCCGCGAAGCCCGGGCACCGGCGCCGCAGGGUCCCCGCCCCGGUCUCCACGGGCGGGCGCCCUGGGCUGUGGGCCGGACCGGGCCUGACGCGGCCCCUGGGGAAGGCGCAGGGGCUCCCGGUGGCAUCGGCCGAGAAGGAAUGGGGUCGGGCGCCGCGCCUUGCGCUUUUGACCGACUUCAGUCUGUCUUGCGGCUUCUCCCGGGUUUAUCCCCCGCAGCAGCUGCCGCCUCGAAACACGCUCAUUCCCACGGCCACUGGCAAGCAGGUCCUGGCGACUCCCCGGGACCUGAGGAGCCGCGGCGCAGAGGUGACCCUCCCCCGGCCUGCGCCCCCCUCCCUCCUCCCCGGCUGGGCGCGCGGUGGAGUCGCCGGGAGAGUCUGCUGAUGCCCGGGGAAUGGGGUGAGGGUGCCGGGUGCCAGGAUGGGGAGAGGCGGCCCGAGGCCGGCCUGACUCCGGGACCCGGUUGCGGGCGAGGGUCUCGGGGCCCGGCUUGGCCGGCUUCCGGGCCGAGAGAGAAGGGCGGUGGAAGCGGUCGGGGUCCCCUCCGGCCCCAGCCUCCCUCCCGGAGUAGAGGCCUCUUGCGGUGUAGGUUCUGGGUUGCUGCCGCCCAGCCCUUUCGGUUUCCACUUCUCCCCACAGAUGAUCACAACUGCUCGCUUUAUUUCUCCCUCCAUUACCCCGUGGAGCCCUCUAAGCAGCGGAGGAAUCGCGCGCUUCUCCUCUCCCGCCCGCGCCUCCCUCUUUCCCCGCCGGACAGUCCAGGAGGAGCUGCCGGCGCGGCCCUGGGACUGCCGGAGCCAGGGGUGACUGCUCGCUAGCGCCUCCCAGGCUUUGCCGCGGGUCCGAGCCUCCGCAGGGGUGGGCACAGCCCCGGGGCCGCGGAAAGCGAAGGCAGCUGGGCAGGGACGCUCGGUUUUCCGAGCCCUGCUUUUCUUUCACACCCCACUGGGAGGUGUAGUUCUUCUUCCCGCCGGCCGGCGCCUAGAGGAAGCACGACUCGGACCUUAGAAACUACAAGUCCCUGCAUCCCCCGCGACAAGGGCGGGAGAGGCGUGGUGCCGGGCGUUCUGGGGCUCGGUAGUGAGAGAUGGGAACCAACAGAGGGUUGUGGGGGACGGUGCCUUCUCUGGGCAUUUUGCACGUUACACAUGUUCUUUGUCUAAUAUUCAUCAGAAUCAUGCGAGACAUUAUUGUCUCCAGCUUAGAGAAAGCUUAACUACUGGCCAAAUAUCACAGAGCUCCCAAGUGAUAGAGAUGGCAUUGAACCCAGAUCCCUAAGUAUGUCCCUUACAAAGCGUGCCUCAGUGAGCAGUGUCGAAGGGAGAUGAGAUUGGCUUAUCCGAGAAGGCCAGUUGGGAGGAGCUUCUUGUAGUAAGGAAAAGGUGGUGGGAAUAGAAAUUAGAGUAUGACCUUAAAUUACAAGGAGUUUUGAAUAAAAAUGAAAUUUACAGGGGUCCAUUCCAAAGCAGGUUAGGGUCUAGGGAGAAUGAAUCUUAAGCACACGGUCAUAAUUGGGUUUGAAUUAUUUUAGAUAAUGUAUGAGAGCCAAGCAUAUUACAGGGACAAUAAAGUACUUUGUGGCUGGAUUAUUUUUUAAAACCCAACUGGAAAGCUGCAGACAUUUCAAGUGAAAGCUCUCAUAUGCUUUCCUGUCCUUUAGCUAAUGAGAUCUACGGGGUAUUAUUCUUAUUGUAUUUAUUGCGAGCACCUUUUCUGUGGAUGUCCAAUUAAUAUAACAGAUCCAUUGAUUUGAUGGCAUUAAAAAGAUUCCCACUCUUGUUCUCAAUUAAACCUAAUUUUUCUGGCAUCGUGGUUAGGCUUUUAAAAAGUCCUUCGUUAUCUGUUAGAGAUACGUACUAAAGUAUCUGCCAGUGAAAUAAUACAAAUUCUGAAGUGUGCUUUAAAACACACCAGCCCAUUCACUCCCCUCUUCCCACCCUCCCAGCCCCAGACAUGGGGGUGUAAAUGAAACAAUCGGAAACUGUUAAAAAUAGUUGACCUUGGGUGAUGUAUACUUAAUUAUUUAUUGCUGCAAACUACCACAAACUUAGUGGCCUUAAAACAAGACAGAUUUUUCUCACAGUUUUUGUGGAUCAAGUGUCCAGGUACACUCAUACUCCACUUAGAGUCUCACAUCUGCCAUCAGGGGGCUGCCCAGGCUGCAUUCGCACUCACUGGAGAAGAACUGGCUUCCACUGUCACUCCGGGCACAGGCAGAAUUCCUUUCCUUGCAGCAGUAGGACCGAGGGCCCCGGCUUCUUGCUGGCUGGAGACUGGAGACUGUCCUCAGCUCCAAGAGGCAACCUGCAAUUCCUGGAGGUCACCUGGACUUCAUUGUCACUUGGGCUUUCCGAACACAGCCACUUUUUGCAUCAGGCCCACAAGGAGAGUCCCCAGAGUGAGCCUCCAGCAAGACAGAAUUUUUUUUUUUUUUUGAGACGGAGUUUCGCUCUUGUUACCCAGGCUGGAGUACAAUGGCGUGAUCUCGGCUCACCGCAACCUCCGCCUCCUGGAUUGAGGCAAUUCUCCUGCCUCAACCUCCUGAGUAGCUGGGAUUACAGGCACGCGCCACCAUGCCCAGCUAAUUUUUUGUAUGUUUAGUAGAGACAGGGUUUCACCAUGUUGACCAGGAUGGUCUCGAUCUCUUGACGUCGUGAUCCACCUGCCUCGGCCUCCCAAAGUGCUGGGAUUACAGGCUUGAGCCACCGCGCCCGGCCCAAGACAGAAUUUUAUAUGACAUAAAGCAACCCCACGGGCACCUUCAAAUGGGCACAUUCUGUUGACCAGAAGCAUGUUUUGCACACCCUCAAAGGGAGAGGAGUACACAGGGCAUGAACACUAGGGUGAGGGGGUACCCUGGAGUGCAUCCCCCGCAGUGUACAAGAGGGUCUAUUAUGCUCUUCUUACAUACCUCAUCUACUCGUGUUUACGUUUGACAUUUUCCAUAAUAAAAAGAAAUGAAUUAAUUUUAAACUGUUACCUAAAUUUUCCACAGCAAAUAAGAUAUGCUGAUAUGAUUUCUAAAUAAGCUGAUACAGUCGUCUACAGUUGUCUUCCUGGGGUACUUACUUCUUCCCCCUCCGUGUAUACUAAGACCUCUGGCAGUUAAUUUACUUGUAUGGGUUACUCUCAACUAAGGGCGUUCACUAGAACCUGGUGUGUGAUAGCCCUAGAAUUCACCUCACCAACUGCAGUUGAUCUUGAACAAUAUGGGUUUGAACAGCAUGGAUGUCGUUAGACAUGGAUUUUUUUUUUUUUCAACCAAAUGCAGAUGGAAAAUACAGUAUCCCUGGGAUGGGAAAUGUGAGUAUACAGAGGGCAAAGGCCGACUCUUCCUAUAUGCAGGUUCUGUGGCACCUGUUUAGGGACCUGAGUAUGUGCAGACUCAGGUAUACGCAGGUGAUCCUGGAACCAAUCUCCUGAGGAUACUGAGUGAUGACUAUAAAACCUGUUGUAUAAGGUAUGGUAGAGUUCAUUAUUUAUUUUACAGUUAUCUAUCUCAGAGCCUAGAUUGUGCUAAGUACUGUUUUAGCAGCAGCGAUAUAAAAAGAUCCAAGAUAGAAGCUUAUAUUUGGGGACUGGGGAAGAGAUGGAGAGAAUAAACAAACAAAUAAAUGACUAAUAAGACAAAUUCAGAGAACAAUUAUAAGAAUGAAAAAAAAAAGCAGGUUAUGGGCUAGAGAGACGGGUCAGGCAGAGAGAGAAUCGAAUGAUGAGAAACAGCGAGUACCAAGUCCUUAAGGCAGAACAAUCUGGAAAAUUCUAGGGAUACAAAGAACACCAGUCUAGUUCAAGUGGAGCAUGAGCCAAGGAGAGACGGAAGAAGAAACAGGACCAGGAGGCAUCUGGAGUUGAUUCUGCACGCACCAAAAUCAGUUCUGUACGCUGUGCUCUGUACCCAACAUUGGUUUAGGUGUUGAGGGGUCUGAAAGAAGAAUCACCAUCCUUGCCCUCUAGGAAUGUAUAGAUUCCAAACUUUAAUGUUAGAGGGAUGUCAGCAUAUCUAGAAUUACAGACCAAAAUAUUUAUUUCGCAUACAAGGACACUGAAGCCCAGAAAAGUCAAAUGACCAGCUAAAAAUUCCUUGAGAAUGCCUCGCCAAUAACACACCAAUAACAAAUAAUCCAAAAAUGAGUCUUGAAUUGAAAGAGUGCAUGAUCUACUUUUGUUAAAUCGAGUUUAAGCUAAUGCUGCCUCCUUACAUAUUUUAAGUUUGGCCUAAAGGUUUCUCUGUACACUGUGAACCGUAGGCUAGAUGGAAAGGUAAACAGAGUGUGAUCUACUCGUAUGUCAAUUACUGAGUUUUGGCCACUCAAAUGUGGCCAACUGUUCGAACCAUGUUCAAAUAAGACAAAUGCUGAGCUGUAACCAUCUGGCUGUUUCUGUACCUCAUGUCUGCUUUCUAUACGUCACUUUCCUUUUUCUGCCCAUAAAUUCUCUUCUACCACACGGCUGCCCUGAGGCUACCCUGGCUCAGGAGGCUGCCCAACUCAUGAAUCAUUCUUUGCUCAGUUAAACUAUUUUACAUUAAAUUCAGCUGAAGUUUUUUUUUUUUUUUUUAACAUGUUAACACUUUAGAAAAUGGAUAAUGAACGUUUAGUGCCCAUCAUGUGCAGGGCAGUGUGAUAAGAAGGUAAAUGAGGCAGAGGAACGACAGUCAAGAUUGGGAAACAAGAUGGAGGCACGUGAGAAAUUCAAUAAUACAAGAAAACAGUAUUAUACAGAUAAUGCUCUUUUCUCCAGUGUAUUUUUGUGUUAGGCAAUCUCCUGGUUCUCAUUAAAUCCAGAAGGAUAACCUGAUGAGGCAGGGAUUAUUGUCUUGAAUUUGCAGAAGAGGAAACUGAAGAUGAGAGAAGUGAGGUGAUUUGCCCAGGGUUUUGCAGUAAGAAAUGGAGUCAGGACUCUAGGCCGGGUGUGAAUGUCAGACCCAAGCUUUCCUACCCCCACACAAUGGAAAAAGCACACCGUCGGAUAAACCAACAGCUGAGUAGAAUAGAGAAAAUCAUCUCGAUUUCAGAGGGAAGAGAAAUCUCAGGCCCAGGCUGUAGCAAAGUACAACUCUGAGCUUGACAGUUUGGACAGGAAAAACGUAAAAGGGUUAGUCUCUCAGGGAAAUGGGGAUGGGUAUAGAAAAGUAAAUUAUUGGGGAAGUACAUGAUGUUUCUAGCUGGAGUAGAACUGUCAAGAAUCCAAGCACAGUUAGUUUAUUCGGGAGGGGACUGCAGAAAACACCAGCAGGAGAGUGAGGAAGUGAGACAGGAAGGAAAAAGAGAUGAAUAAAGCAUGUGCUAUCGAGCAAGUUACCAUGGUGGGCCGCUGAAACUCAGAC